Molecule: messenger RNA, 807 nt
Organism: Aspergillus sclerotioniger CBS 115572
Lineage: Eukaryota; Fungi; Ascomycota; Eurotiomycetes; Eurotiales; Aspergillaceae
Exons: 1
Coding region: 224-742 (172 amino acids)
Source: RefSeq, a predicted model, not a curated record
CCGUCGUUAAACAUGAUCAAAUCCAAUUGAUCCUUAUUUUCCGCAAGCCUACACUAUCGACGACCCUCUACACAGAUCCCAAAGUCUUCACAAAGACCUCGUGUUCUGACCACCUCAUUUUGUUCACACUUUACAUAAACAGGUGAGCAACCUUAUCAAGCUUAUCAAGCCUUCUGGCACAAUUCAACCUUCAAGUAAUUGUCGCAUUAUACCAUUCCAAGCAAUGUCUCUCAUCACCGACGAUCUUCUCCUAAAACUAUGGGAGAAAGCCCAGGAACAAUCUUCCGAUGCACGGGCCUCAGCAAAGCUAUGGAACCAUCUAUGGGGCAAACACUUCUUCUCUGAGACAAACUGGGUUCUUUCCCAGAAGACUGUGGAGAAUGGUGAUCGCCAACGGGUGGAUAUCACCAUAGAACGUAUGGGGGAAGAUGGGAACUUGACAGUUGUUGUCUUUCAUGAAGCGAAUGCAUUGGAGGCAGUGCCUAAGGAGGUUCAGAAGGCUGAGGGGCGAGUCUAUGAUGCUUGUAUGAGGUAUCUCGGUGAAAAUCCCGGGUUGCAGUUUGCGUAUGCGUUUACUUCAUCUGGAUCAAAGGGGAAAGCAUGGCGGUGCGUUCGUGGAGGCGAUCGGUUGUUACUCCUGUUUGAGGAUCAUAGUCAGUACGUUGAGGUACAUUCCCAGGAGGGUGAGAUUAUCAAGCGAGCUGCCCAGGAAAUGAGGCUGCCGAUAGCUACGUUACCAUAGUGGCUAGUUAGUCGACUAAACUCGUGGAUUUAUAACGUGGGAUGGAGAUUGAAUGAACAACCCUG